This is a messenger RNA of Olea europaea var. sylvestris, 897 nucleotides long. RefSeq lists its product as uncharacterized. Bases 1 to 897 code for a protein of 298 amino acids. Lineage: Eukaryota; Viridiplantae; Streptophyta; Magnoliopsida; Lamiales; Oleaceae. The transcript is spliced from 5 exons. The record is from RefSeq and is a predicted model, not a curated record. Gene Ontology annotation, molecular function: zinc ion binding.
AUGAAAGGUACUCUACUCGUAGCAACUUCUCAGGAUGCAAAUUUUCAAAUAUUUCCACUCGCAUGGGGAGUAGUUGAUUCGGAAAAUGAUGAAUCCUGGACUUGGUUCUUUCAGAAGUUGCGGUUAAUAACAUGUGAUACGGAUGACCUUGUGAUUAUAUCUGACCGUGCAAAGGCAGCGUCAGAGGCUUAUACUGUAACCGAAUUUGAGUUCUACAUGGCAGCUCUAUGCAGUAAAAAGGAGGGCAUCAAAGAGUACCUAUUAGAAGAAGAUUUUCAAUGUUGGGCUAGAGCGCAUUUUACCGGGAUACGUUACAAUAUCAUGACUACAAAUAAUGCGGAAUCUAUAAAUGAAAAAUGUGUUACCCAACUCACGCCAGCAUUAGAGAAAAAGAUGUGCAUGACAUAUAAUGAGUCAAAUGGGUUGGAGGUAAAUCAGGUUUCUCCGGACAUUUAUCAAGUUGGUGACAAUUUAGAACACCACUUUGUGGAUUUUUACGAAAUGACAUGUACGUGUAGAAGAUUUGAUUUGGAUAAGUUUCCAUGUGCGCAUGCAAUUGCUGCAGCAAGAUUUAAAGGAGACGAGGGCUAUAAAUUAAGUACCCCCUUUUACACUAGUAUUUGUUGGAAGCAAACUUAUUCUAAAUUCGUAUAUCCUUUGUCAAACGAGGUCGAAUGGCAAAUUCCUAAGAAUGUGAUAGCCAGAGAAGUAUUUCCACCAUUGGUACGAAGACAGGGCGGACGACCAUCAAAAAAGAGGAAAAGGUCGGCCGGAGAGACGCGUGUGGCUCGGAAUGCAAACUACGUUCAUGUCGUUACAGUAGACAUGAAUGUCGUUUCAGUUCAAAAAUUGUACAGAUUAACAGAACGAAACGACAUUGAUAUUGUUCUAGCGUAA